Molecule: messenger RNA, 2263 nt
Organism: Notolabrus celidotus (New Zealand spotty)
Lineage: Eukaryota; Metazoa; Chordata; Actinopteri; Labriformes; Labridae
Product: interferon-induced protein with tetratricopeptide repeats 1-like
Biological process (GO): defense response to virus
Cellular component (GO): cytosol
Molecular function (GO): protein binding
Source: RefSeq, a predicted model, not a curated record
AUGGUUUGGGCUGAAGCUCUGGAGUGCCACUUAACCUGGGAUCUGGUCCUCGGCAGGCCAAAAUUUUUGCGUCUUAAAGACAUGCUGGAGGACAUCGGCACAGAGGAGGGAAACAGGUGGCUUGGCCACAUCUACAACCUGCAGGGGUUCAUUCAGUACAAGCUGGGGUUUAAAUGAAGAUGCAAGAGUUUGUUCAGCAAGGCUGCAGAGGCCUUCCAUGAGCUGAGACAUGCAGAUGGUCCCUGGUUGUUGGUGAACUAUGGGAACCUGGCCUGGCUGCACCACCACCUGGGAGAUGAAGCAGAGAGUCAGGCGUACCUGUCAAAGGUUGAUGCCCUGAAGAAAAAUCACCCAUCUCCAUCCCGCGAGCUCCAUCCAGAGGUCUACGCUGAGAAAGCCUGGACCCUGAUGAAGUUCAAUGCACAAGAAAAAGCGCAGGCUACAGAUUACUUUGAGAAAGCCAAGAUGCAGCCAGACAUGGUGGAGUGGAACACCAGCCAUGUCUUAGGUUUAGCGAGUGCCAAAAAGCAAAGCCCCACAGGGGUGGAAGAUGACCUCUUGGAGAAAAUGAGAGCUGCAAAGGAACAGGAUCCUGAGAACCUGUACCUGGCUGUUCUCUACCUUCUGCAGCUUGCCCAGAAAGGUCAAAAAAUUGAAAAUGAGGCACAUGAGUUAGGAGGACAGAUCUUGAGACAUCCUGUCAGCAGCUACAGUGGGAUAAGGCCAGUACUUAGUCUUUACACAAACUACAUAUCUGUUGAUGAGGCCAUUGAUUUGGCAGAGAAGGCUCUGGAAAAGCAUCCAGAUGAGCGUUAUCUUAAGAGGUGUGUUGCACUCUGCUACAAAUGGAAGAUUCUUUUCUUCAGGGAUAGUCAUCCAAGAUCAGGCAUGAUAGAAAGAGCAAUCAGUCUGCACAGGGAGGUGAUUUCUCUUUACCCUAAUUCUUCAUUUGUAAAGAAAAUAGACCUUGCAAAUAUAUACGCAAAGGAGUGGCGGCAAGGCUAAGCCGAGCAGAUAUACCAGAAACUUCUCCGCAGAAAUCUGGAACCUGCAGAAAAACAAGUCCUUUACAACCAGUUUGCAAGGCAUUUGCACUUUGAUAAACAAGAUACCAAUGGGUCCAUACAGUUCUACAUGAGGGCUGCAGCAACACAAAAAUCCUUCUACCGUAACGAAAGCAUCAAAGCUCUGAAGAAAAAAAGAUACCAAACCUGGAACCGAAGGUCUAAAGACAUAGAGGAGUUUCUGGCGAAGCUGCCAGAGUAGUUGUUAUCUGCAACGCUCGAUGUAGAAAAGUCUGUAAGUACUCGUUAAUCUAAUUGUAUAUUAGAAGUACUUACAAUACACGAAGUUUAGAUGGAAGAGAUACAUUUAAAGACAGCACCGUCACACCAAAUUACAAUUGUCACCUCUUACUGCAGAUCAGUGGGAUGUAAUGCUAAAGCAGUCAAUAUGAGUCUCUAACUGGGUCAGAUAUAAAACUAUUCAAAUGAAAGUCAUACACAGAGCUUACAUUACUCCACAAACUUUAAAAAAUGUUUAUCCAAAUACUUCUGACCUGUGCUGGUAUGGUUGUGGUGGGAUUGGUACACUUAUGCACUUACUGUGGUCUUGUUCAAUGGUUUGAAAGAUUCUGGACCCAGGUAAUCGAUAUUUUACAGGUUUAAUGAAUGUACAUAUCCCUCAAACGCCUGGAUGUAUAAGAAUAACAUUUUUUUAAAAGUACACAAUGUUAGGGUUGUGUAAAAGGUAAUGUAAUAUAUAAAAGCUAUUUUCUACCCUGCAGGGUUUACAUUACAUGUGCUUUUUCAUAUUGAAUUGAUGCAAUGAUGUUUUUCUUAACUCUUAUGGAGCCAGUGCGUCAAAGCUUGUUUUCUUUUUGGUUUUAAAAAGUUUUUGUGUGUAAGAAAAUGAAUAUGUGAAACUUUAUUUGCUGUGAACUUUUAAAAGUUUAACUUUUUAUCUGGGACAAUUUCAGAGUGCAAUCUGCAAAUGUUAAUAAUAUAAAGUAAAUGUUAUUUUACAUGCCUGACAUUACCUUGGAAGAAGCUGUAGGAGCCAUUGUAAAUUAAUCUGAUGUUUUUUACCAAGUACAUUUUGUUAUGAGUGAGGCCAGUGAUCAAAUAAGGCGUGUGGAAAGUUUUUCUUCGAGUUUGUUGCCGCAUCAUGAUGAAUGCUUCAUGACAAUGUUCUAAUUUAAGCCUGUUUUGAGUUGUUUUUUCGUUUAAGAAUUUGGAAAUAAAAGCAAUGGUGGAAGUUUCAA